AUGUCACCUCCAAAGUUUGAGACGCAAGGACAUCAUGCCUACUGCCAGGCGAGCAUAGACGAAAGGCUCGAAUUUGGCGAAGUCCUGAAGUCGACGCCCACAGGAACUCGAUAUUUGCACAUAUAUGCUAACGAACUGCAAUGGACGUCUCUCCUUCCAGAUGGAUCGAAACCUGUCACCUUCGCUGGACUGACCAACUUGUCGAACCUCCGAGUCGUUCACAUAUUUGCGCGUUCAUUCGCAGCGAAUCUCAAACCGAACACCGUCAUCAGAUUCGAUGUCAAGGCCGCAAAUGGAGACCCUAAUCUCUUUCGACUGGCGAUCGUCUAUGAGACUUGUUCAUCUGGUCUGCAGAUCGGACAUGUCGGUCGUGCCGCCGGCCAGACCGACUCUCUUGCGACAAUUGCUCGUGUGAAUGGCAGCAGCUGUGCAGGUAUCCUUGUCGCUGCGCCUGUGGCAAUCAAAGAUAUCCCCAAAUCCAUUGUGCCCAUGAUGGAAUGGAGAAGAUAUCUCUAUGAGAUUCCACAAGUGCCUUUUGGCGAACUUGAGUCUUUCCAAGAUCUCGUUCCAGCAGCGCAAACCCAUCUACCUGGGCUGCUCCACUCACUCUUUGUGAGGGCCAGCAAACUGAUCUUCGAGGACGAUAAGACAAGUCGAGAGGUUGCCGUAUCCAUGCUGAAAUACGUUGUCAUUUGUACUCGCAACUCCCUUCGACAUGCAACUUUGUGCUUCCACUCCCAAAGGUUGCUGAGACCACUUGACCUAGCACGACAAGAGCCGGGUGUUCCGCCAUUCAGUACGGCUGCUCAGUGCUUCGAAAUUCCGAGAUUAGAAGUGGAUGCCUACCUGAUCAAUGCAGGCAAAUGGACGGACUAUUUGACCAGCCUUCAGAACUUUGAGCAGCUGAUGAGCACGACGAUCAAAUCAAACACUGCACUGAGAGAUGACCAGAAGAAGGCCAAUAAUGCCAUGCUAGAGAGCAUGAGUCUGCUCGCAAAAUCAUUCAUUGACGUCGAAGCGCUGAGAACAGAUGCUCAAGAUGCCCUCCUGCAGGCACUGAAACUUCAAAAGGAGUACCAGAAAAAGCAAGAAGACGUGGACAGCAAGUUUAAUGUUGUUCUCGCAGGCAUGGAGAGCCAUAAACGGGAUCAGAAAUCUGAAGAGGAUUAUCUCGCCGAAGAGGCCGUCUUCAACGCAAUCUUGAAGAGUCAAAUUCGCAGGUUCGUCGAUCCAAAGACCAUCGACUUCUUGGCUCCACUGACCGGGAUCAAAGUAUCUGCCGUAGCGCUCAAGCCUGGUGAAAAGAUCGAGGGAGCGUUCGAAAUGUUAGGUUUCGCACACGAGCAGUCUAAAAAGGAUGCGAAAGCUUCGGCGGCCCGUGAGAAGUUUGCAACUGCGAGUAAAUUCUUCAUUGAGCUCAUGCCAUAUCUGCUGUUUGAUGUCUCCCAAGUUCGCGAUACUUUCGAUUCUAUUCGACCGUACAUUGACGAGACAAAAGAGAGGCUCCACCUCUUGCAACCUGCUGAAGCCUCCGAAAUGUUCGGUAAACUGUCCGGUGGGCCUCCUCUCGACUUCUUCAGCUUGAGAAAUCGCUGGGAUACCUUCAAGGUCGGGUUCAGUCGUGCUUUCAAGGAUCUGCGCGAAGCUCUCAAAGAACUGUCAGAAACGCAUGAAAGUUCAGAGUUGGGCGAAAUCAACGGGCUGAACGACUACGAGGAUGAGAUCAAGAACAUGGCUAUCCAAGGUCGGACUUUGCUCGAAGCUAUACUGAAAGCGCUGGAGCUCUCGACCAAAUACUGCCGCGGAGUCAAGGAAUACAAGGCACGAGAAGAAGUGCAACAACAGAUCAAGAAGAUCGCACAGGACGUCAAGACCAACGGCGCGUUUGACAAAGAGCUUGCCACCAGGCAGAACGCGCUGCACACACUGCAGCAAUCAGUGCCAGACAUCAAGUACGCUAUCUAUGUGCGAUUCUUCGAAGCACUGCUCGGAUAUACAUAUCGUGUUGGAUCUGCCAAGCUCCCUUCCACCAUCAAGAUCGCGGCCGAUAUGGAUGCAGCCGGAUUUCAAAAGGCCCUUCGCGAGCUUCAAGAAUUGCUCAUGGAUAAGGACGACCUGUCGCAUGAAGAAGAUAUCGGCGAGAAAGGUGCCGCUGUCAUAUCGACCAAGAAUCCAGGCGCAUUUGACAAGGACUGGAAAAAGAUUCUGAGCAAAGAUGGGUUCUUGCCUUUCACUGUAUUGCCCGAAAACGUCGCGCUCAAGAACUACUAUCGAUGUCGCAUUACUGAUAUGUGGGCGACUUUCGUCGACAGCCACAGCAAAGAGAAAGAGAUCAGCUACCAGAUUUACGUCGGUCCCCACUUCUUGGACAAGAAUUCUGAGGGUCAGCUGUUGCAUUUUUACAUGAAGCCGUAUGUGCUUAGCAAGAUUGGAAAGGAGAAUAAGUGGACCGAGCAAGCUCAGAGGGCUUAUGCGAGACCUGCGGUGUUUUGUACUGGAGAAGUGUUGAUUGCGGACACAGACCGCAAAUUGAUGGACGAUGUGGUAUCGGUUUCCAUUUAUUUCAGAUUCAAAGGGGUGCCAAUUGCAUGGGCAAAACAUAAUUAA
Cercospora beticola is the source of this 2607-nucleotide messenger RNA. RefSeq lists its product as uncharacterized. NCBI's taxonomy places the organism in Eukaryota, Fungi, Ascomycota, Dothideomycetes, Mycosphaerellales, Mycosphaerellaceae. The record is from RefSeq and is a predicted model, not a curated record.